Molecule: messenger RNA, 1824 nt
Organism: Sinocyclocheilus rhinocerous
Lineage: Eukaryota; Metazoa; Chordata; Actinopteri; Cypriniformes; Cyprinidae
Product: forkhead box protein M1-like
Exons: 9
Coding region: 177-1403 (408 amino acids)
Biological process (GO): G2/M transition of mitotic cell cycle; regulation of transcription by RNA polymerase II; regulation of cell population proliferation
Cellular component (GO): nucleus
Molecular function (GO): RNA polymerase II transcription regulatory region sequence-specific DNA binding; DNA-binding transcription factor activity
Source: RefSeq, a predicted model, not a curated record
AUCUCAUCAAAUGCGCACAAGAGUCCAUGGACCCGUCACCCGAGUUUUUCAUUUACCCCCAUCAAAAUACAUUUUAUCACUCAACACUGUCAGAUUAACUCCAAUAAACCACCGUCUGCACGGCUGACAUGAUAUGAAGACAGUCAUCAGCCGGACCUUUUUGCUGUGAGCAAACAAUGAGAGAGAGCCCAAGGAGACCCAUCAUCCUGAAGAGGAGGAAGCUGCCAUUUCAGAAGAGUGAAUCUGAUGCAGGGUGCGAUGAGGCCGAUGGGCCGCGCUGCAAGGCCACCCUGACCCCGUCCACCACCCGCUGCUUCCCCGAUGGCAUCCGCAUGAUGGACCACCCCACCAUGCCGGACACUCAGGUGGUGGUGAUCCCGAAAGCAGCCGAUCUGCAGAGCGUCAUCAGCGCCCUGACGGCCAAAGGCAAGGAGUGUGGCCCUCAGGGCCGAAACAAGUUCAUCCUGCUCAGUGGCAGCACCAGUUUGGAGGAGAGCAAAACCCUCGGGUGUCUAUCUACAGAACCCAAGGGUGAUCUCAAGAAAGUGAAAAAGGAGACGGAGUGCUUCCCGCUUGAUGACAGUCUGACCAACAUCCAGUGGCUGGGAAAAAUGAGCUCUGAUGGGCUCGGAUCGGAGUCAAACCAAAAAUGCACCAGCAAGGACAAUCCAAGUGACUGUCAUCAGCAGCCCAAAGCUCCAGAAAAGGAGAAGGACCCUCUGUCAGAGAGACCCCCGUAUUCCUACAUGGCUAUGAUCCAGUUUGCUAUCAACAGCAAGAAGAACCGACACAUGACCCUGAAGGAAAUUUACAACUGGAUCGAGGACCAUUUUCCGUAUUUCAGAAAUGUUGCCAAACCCGGAUGGAAGAAUUCCAUACGUCAUAACCUCUCACUACAUGACAUGUUUGUCCGGGAGACAUCUCCCGAUGGCAAGAUCUCCUAUUGGACGAUUCGACCGGAAGCAAACCGCUGUCUUACUUUGGACCAAGUUUACAAGCCUUUGGUUGACCCAGUGACCCCCACUUGCCCUCAGAUCCCACAAGUUGGUUUCAAUAAACAACAGAAGAGAGGUCCUCCGGAGCUGAAGAAAGCCAUACCUGCCACGGGCGGCACGGAGAGGAAGAUGAAGCCGCUUCUGCCUCGGACUGACUCGUACCUGGUUCCCAUCCAGCUUCCUCUGGGUCAGUCGCUCUUCCUGCCCUCCUCCAGUCCUGCAACUCUCGCCACUCCUCCACAUGCUCCGAGCUCCUCCACUCCCAGCUCCAGCGGUGCGAGCAAGAGGGUCCGGAUUGCCCCCAAGGUCUCACAGAGCGACGUGAGCUCGGUGAUGCUGUGUGCGUCCACCUUUGAUCUCGGCAUGGCAAACAUCAGCUGGUCCCAAUUUAUCCCGGAGCUGAAGUGACUCCCAUUCCUUUAUCCGAGCUGCUCACACUUCCUUCACUGCCUUUGAUUCUUAUUUACUUGCUAUUCAUCUCUUAAGUAUUUUCUUCAUUUCUAUUGCUAUUUCACUGCCUUUUACUGUACAUGUUUGUGUUUUGGAUGUGUAGGCCUUUAUUUGCGAGCAAAACUGUUAGUGACGAAUGUACUUAGAUAAGAUUAAUUUGCACAAGUUGUAAUAUAUAAAUAUGAGUGUGUGUGUGAGAGCGAGAGAGUGUGUAUUAUAAGUGAACAUACAGAUUUACCAGAUUAAUUAAAUUACACUACCCAAUUUUACAGUAUUUCUUUGUUUUGGAAUGAUUUUGAACACCUUGGAUUAGCCAGAGGGACUGACGCUAAAAAUAUUUUUAAGAGAACUUGGGGUGUAACAUAAACUCGCAUUCAAA